AUGUCAUACCACAAAGCCAUCGUAAAGUCUGUACUCUCGGGUGAUACUAUAGUUCUUCGCGGUAAGCCAAAAGGCAAUCAACCGCCACCAGAACGCCAACUAAAUCUCGCAUAUGUUGAAGCACCACGCUUACGUUUGGGACAAAAUUCCAAGACCGACGAUGAGCCAUUCGCGUUCGAGUCUCGUGAAUUUUUACGUAAGCUGUUGGUCGGUAAAGAAGUUUCGUUUGUCAUCGCGUACACGACCCCGAACUCUCGUGAGUUUGGAAGUAUCUUUAUUAGUAGCGAGAACGUAACUUUCCAAGCGCUACGUGAAGGCUGGGUAAAAGUUAGAGAUCGAAAAACUAAAGAUGACGGCGAUGAACUGGAGCCUUUAUUGUCUUUGGAACAGUCGGCUAAAGAAGCUGGAAAGGGAAUAUGGGGAGAUAAGGAAAAUUCUGUACGUGUUGUUAACUAUGCUUUACCAGGUGACUCUUCGCAAUUUUUGAAUAAAUAUCGAGGCACUUCUAUUGAUGGAAUAGUUGAACAAGUACGUGAUGCUUCCACUCUACGCGUUUUGCUAUUGUUGCAACCGCCUGAACCGCAACAAUAUAUUACCUUAAUGAUCUCUGGGAUUAAAGCUCCAAUAGUAAGAAAAGGAAUCCCGGAUGUAGAAGAGUUAAUCGAACCAUUUGGUGAAGAGGCCAAGUUUUUUGUAGAAUCAAAAUUAUUACAACGUGAUGUCAAAAUUGUGUUGGAAGGACAAUCGGGUAAUAAUCAGGCGUUAAUCGGGUCAGUAUUACAUCCGGCGGGCAAUAUCGCUGAAGCUUUAGUUCAAGUUGGAUUAGCAAAAGUAGUAGAUUGGAGUAUCACGCUUGUCACUGAUGGUCCGGUGAAAUUAAGAGCCGCCGAGAAAUUAGCCAAAGAAAAACGAUUACGUAUUUGGCAAGAUCAUGUGGCUAGAAGCAAAGCAGGCGGCGAAGAUCAUGAAUUUAACGGUACUGUUACCAAAAUUAUUUCUGGUGAUACACUUCAAAUUAGAGUAAAUCGUAGCGGAGUUGAGAAAAAAUUACAACUAUCGAGUAUACGACAACCGAAACCCAAAGAUCCAAAACUGCCCGAAUAUAACUAUGACGCCAGGGAACUCCUUCGUAAACGAUUAAUCGGAAAAGUAGUUCAUGUUACUAUUGAUUAUGAAAAACCUGCACAGGACAAUUUUGAAGCACGUGAAUGUGCUACUGUAAAAAUUGGCGAGACGAAUAUCGCCGAAAUACUCGUUGAACGUGGUCUAGCACACGUUAUACGACAUAAGAAAGAUGAUGAAGAUCGAUCUGGUGCUUAUGAUCAAUUAUUAAUUGCCGAACAGAAAGCUAUUAAUAAUGGAAAAGGUAUUCAUAGUGGAAAAGAACCUCCCGUUUAUCGAAUUGGUGAUGCCUCGGAAAACUCGAAUAAAGCACGUCAAUUCCUUCACUCAUUACAACGCAGUGGUCGUAUUCCCGCAAUAGUUGAUCAUGUAGCGAAUGGAUCACGUUUCAAAAUUUAUGUCCCAAAAGAAAACUGUAAAUUAACUUUUGUGUUGGGUGGAGUGCGUAGUCCUCGGCUUGGUCGGUCUCCAGCGGAAAAAACAGAACCAUUUGCUGCUGAGGCAUUAGAAUUCGCCACGAAUCGAGCUUUGCAACGUGAUGUUGAAAUUGAGGUUGAAAACGUCGAUAAAACUGGUGGAUUUAUUGGCACUUUAUGGUUGAAUAAAACAGAAAAUUUUGCAGUUUCCUUAUUACAGGAAGGUUUUGCCACUAUUCAUGAAUAUAGCGCGGAUCAAAGUGCAUAUGCGAAUCAACUUUAUGCUGGAGAAAGAGCAGCGAAAUCUUCUCGAAAAAAUAUUUGGGGACUACAUGACGGAAAUAGUUUAUCGAAUGAUAUUACGAAUGACCGUGAAGGGGUUACACAAGAACCUAAUAAAGAAUAUCUAGAUGUAAUUAUUUCCGAGGUUGUCUCGGGUGGAAAUUUCUAUAUACAGGUUGUAAAUGAUAGCAUUCAUUCAUUAGAACAAUUAAUGUCUGAAUUUUCACUGCAUCAUAAAAAUAACAAUAGCAAUCAAACAAUUACUCCUCGAAAUGGUGAGAUUGUAAGCGCACAAUUCACGCAAGACGAUCAAUGGUAUCGUGCAAAAAUCAAAAAAUACUCAUCUGAAGCAAAAACAGUUGAAGUUAUUUAUAUCGAUUAUGGUAACAGCGAGACAAUUCCGUUAUCACGGGUUCGCCCUAUUCCACCGAAUUUCUCACAAUUACCUCCGCAAUCACACGAGGCCGUACUCUCAUUCAUUAAAGUCUCACCACUCGAAGGGGAUUAUGGAAUCGAAGCGCUUGAACGAUUUCGUGAACUAACCGACAAUAAACAAUUAGUUGCAAAUCUUGAUUUUGUCGAGAAUAAAGUGCGACAUUUGACAUUAUAUGAUCCUGCCGUGUCACAAUCACCCGAAGCAUCAAUUAAUGCGGAAUUAGUUCGUGAUGGACUUGCUUUAGUUGAGAAAAGCUAUUUACCAGUAAAUCGGAUUGUUGUAGAGAAAUUACUCGAAGUUCAAGAUCAGGCAAAGAAAAAUCGUAUGGGAAUGUUCGAGUAUGGUGAUAUUACCGAGGAUUAA
Molecule: messenger RNA, 2619 nt
Organism: Ambispora gerdemannii
Lineage: Eukaryota; Fungi; Glomeromycota; Glomeromycetes; Archaeosporales; Ambisporaceae
Source: the annotation of a GenBank genome assembly